This is a messenger RNA of Emericellopsis atlantica, 390 nucleotides long. Its product is annotated as Endoribonuclease L-PSP/chorismate mutase-like protein. NCBI's taxonomy places the organism in Eukaryota, Fungi, Ascomycota, Sordariomycetes, Hypocreales, Bionectriaceae. The transcript has 4 exons. Gene Ontology annotation, cellular component: mitochondrion; cytosol. The record is from RefSeq and is a predicted model, not a curated record. Bases 1 to 390 code for a protein of 129 amino acids. Gene Ontology annotation, molecular function: deaminase activity.
AUGGCGACCAGACAAGUUCUCAACCGACCCGGCUACAGUUCCGCCAUCCUUUCAGAGGCAACAGUGCACAAUGGCGUCGUGUACUGCGCUGGCAAAGUUGGGCUGGAUCCUGUCAAGGGCACGCUUGUGUCAGAUGAUGUGACAGAACAGACUAGGGCCACCCUGAACUUGCUCAAACUGGUGCUGGCCACCGCAGGGAGUGAUUUCACCAAGUUACUCAAGGUCAACAUCUACCUCAUCAACAUGGCUGACUUUGCUGCCAUGAAUGCUGUUUACACCGCCAUGAUUCCGGAGCCACGGCCAGCAAGGAUAUGUGUCACCGUCAGCGAGCUUGGAAAGGAUGCAAAGAUUGAAAUGGACUGUAUUGCUAUUGCUGGGGACAAGCUGUAG